AUUAAACUAUGCAUCAUGUAUUACUGUCAACUUAAACUUUUAUUUUAUUACAACGUUUUUGUUUUAAAAAAUUAACAUUUAUAAUCUGUAUAGUUACCAAAAGAGUACAAUAAGCAAUUCUGACUGCAUGUUAAUAGUUUCGAGAAAAACUAAAAUCGUUCGCCGGCAGUAAGAGCACGCUGGCCACAAUGAUACUAUUUACAAUCGUAUUAAAUAAUUCACAAUUUUUUUCGAAAUAAGAUGGGUGUACCAAAGUUUAAAACGUAAAUCCAUACCACAGCUGCGGACGAUAGGCAAAAUCUUUCCCGCCUUUAUUUUAUCAAAUAUCAAUAGAACAACUCUAUUUAGUCUCAACUCAACAAUGACUACAAUAAAUGAGAAUACGUAUAAUAACACACUCAAAAAAUACCAUCGUUUAUGUUUAUAAUAUAAUACAUAUUGAUAUAGCAGGUGCCAAGUGGAGAUUUGCAAGUUACAAGUGGUCGUUCAACUCGUAACUCUUUCUUUACAUGAAAAUGCAAGUAAUUAAAAAACCAUUCCGUGUAGCAAUUGAAGGAAAUGUUGGGUCUGGAAAAUCAACAUUAAUAAAGUAUUUUGAAAACUUUAAGGAAGUUGAAACAAAUGCUGAACCAAUAGAAUCAUGGAGAGAUAUAAAUGGUCAUAACUUACUUCAAUUGACAUACUCAGAUCCUCACAGAUGGAAUUUUGCUUUUCAACAUAAUGUACAACUAAGUCGUUUGAAUUUACAGUCAAAAACUACAAAUAAAGACGUACAAAUGUUUGAACGAUCUUUACAAAAUAAUAGAUAUUGUUUUGUGGAGAUGGCUCAUGACAAAGGAUUAUUAUCUAGUCCUGAAUAUGGAGUAAUGUGCCAAUGGUAUGAAUACAUUGAAGCAAACGUAGACAUUGGAUUAGAUCUAAUUGUUUAUCUAAGAAGUUUACCUGAUAUAGUAUAUACAAGAAUGCAACGUCGCAAUCGUCCAGAAGAGCGUACUGUAAAACUUGAUUAUUUGGCAGAUCUUCAUGAAUAUUAUGAAAAAUGGUUAAUAAAGAAAUAUUAUAAUCUCCCUUAUCCAUUAUUGGUGAUAGAUGUCAACAAAGACUUAUCUGAUAAUCAGCUUAUAGAUAUAUAUAAAACUUAUGAAGAUAGAAUAUUAGGAAAAAUACCAGUUUUAUAAUGUUGUAUUGUAUGUAAUACAUUUUUGUAGAGUAAGUGAUUUCAUGUUUUAACAAAGUAACUCUUAUAAAGAUUAAUUUUUA
Messenger RNA from Rhopalosiphum maidis (corn leaf aphid), 1260 nucleotides. Its product is annotated as deoxynucleoside kinase-like. The record is from RefSeq and is a predicted model, not a curated record. The transcript has 7 exons. Gene Ontology annotation, cellular component: mitochondrion; cytoplasm. Lineage: Eukaryota; Metazoa; Arthropoda; Insecta; Hemiptera; Aphididae. Gene Ontology annotation, molecular function: deoxynucleoside kinase activity; ATP binding. Bases 510 to 1178 code for a protein of 222 amino acids. Gene Ontology annotation, biological process: nucleobase-containing compound metabolic process.